Messenger RNA from Ostertagia ostertagi, 369 nucleotides. Lineage: Eukaryota; Metazoa; Nematoda; Chromadorea; Rhabditida; Trichostrongylidae. The record is from the annotation of a GenBank genome assembly.
GAGCUGCCACAAUCCUCAUCUUCGUUGUUAGUCCAUUGUCACGCUGGACUCGGUCGCACUGGAGUUUUCAUCGCUCUCGACGUCGCUUUGAGACAAUUAUAUCAAAACAAUACAGUGAAUAUAAAGGGCGUGGUAGAGAAAAUUCGAGAAAAACGUGCACGAGCAGUGAUGAAUCCGUGGCAGUACGCUUACAUUAAUGUGGUAGUUGCUGAGAAGGCAUUACAAUGUGGCGCGUUGUCUUCAUGUGUAGGUGGCCAUAAUGUUCGACAGUUAAUUGAUCGAAUGUGGACGGAUUUGUUUGACGAAGUUCACCGUCAGUUUCAGGGAAACAUACUGACAUAUACCCCAGAAAUGAUGUAUUCGAGCUAA